Molecule: messenger RNA, 4203 nt
Organism: Gastrolobium bilobum
Lineage: Eukaryota; Viridiplantae; Streptophyta; Magnoliopsida; Fabales; Fabaceae
Product: TMV resistance protein N-like
Exons: 5
Coding region: 1-4203 (1400 amino acids)
Biological process (GO): defense response; signal transduction
Molecular function (GO): ADP binding
Source: RefSeq, a predicted model, not a curated record
AUGGCAAAUCUGAAUCAUGAUGCAACAUCCUCAGAUAUUUUCUUCUAUGAUGUUUUUCUGAGUUUCAGAGGCGAACUCGGAAGCCGUUACGGAUUUACAGAUCAUCUCUAUAAUGCAUUGCGCCAAAAAGGAAUCUACACUUUCAGAGAUGACGAGGAGCUGAAGAUAGGGGCAGAAAUCAGACCUGCUCUUAUGAAAGCAAUCGAAAAUUCCAGAAUGUUAAUGGUUGUUCUCUGUCAAAACUACGCAUCUUCCACUUGGUGCCUUGAUGAACUUGCCAAGAUCGUUGACUGUCAUGAUAACAAAGGGAAACAAGUUCUUGUAAUUUUUUACAAAGUGGAACCAUCAGAUGUAUGGAACCAGAAAAAUUCUUAUGAAGCAGCCAUGAUUGAACAUGAAAAUAGAUUCGGACAAGACUCGGACAUGGUACAAGCAUGGAGGAAAGCUUUGUCCAGAGUACGCGAUCUAACCGGAGAACAUUGCAAGGACAAUAUGUAUGAACCUGAGCUUAUCAACAAGAUUGUUAAAGACGCCUCUGCUAAAUUACCACCUCUGCCUUUACCAAUUAAACACGUAGUUGGGCUUGAUUCUCGCUUUGAACAGGUGAAAUCAAGUAUAGAUAUUGAGUCUCGUGAUACCGUUUGCAUGCUGGAAAUUUAUGGAGGUGGUGGCAUAGGAAAAACCACAUUUGCAUUGGAUAUGUAUAACAAGAUCAGACAUCAUUUUGAAGCUGCAAGUUUUCUUGAUAAUGUCAGAGAAAAAUCAAACAAAAGCACUAAAGGCCUGGAAGAUCUCCAAAAGACACUUCUAUCUGAGAUGGGUGAGGAGACAGAAACAAUGAUGGGCAGUACAUUUCAAGGAGGCUUUGAAAUUAAACGCAGGCUUGGCCGUAAAAGAGUUCUUCUGAUUCUUGAUGAUGUUGAUUCCGUAAAACAAUUGGAAUCCCUGGCUGGAGGAGGUGAUUGGUUUGGUUCUGGUAGCAGGAUCAUUAUAACCACAAGGGAUAAAACGAUGAUAGAUAAGCAUGUUAUAGAUGAUGUUAUCAUUAAAAAAUAUAAAAUGGAGGAGCUAAAUGAUGAUGACUCUCUAGAACUCUUCUGUUGGCAUGCCUUUAAUAUGAGUGGACCUGCAGAAAACUAUGCAGGUGUUUCUAGUCGUGCAGUAAAUUAUGCAAAGGGUGUUCCGUUGGCUUUAAAAGUAAUAGGCUCCAAUUUGAAGGGUGGGAGCCUAGAGGAUUGGGAAAUGGAGUUGGACAAAUAUAAGAAUAUUCCAAAUGCUGAGAUCCAAGGUGUGCUUGAAAUAAGCUACAAUAGCUUGUCAGAGUUGGAUCAGAAAACUUUCUUGGACAUUGCUAGUUUUUUCAAAGGGGAGAGAUGGGAAUAUGUCAAAAGGUUACUAAAGGCUUGUGAUUUCUUCCCAAUUAUUCGAGUAUUUGUUAGUAAAUGUCUCAUAAUUAUUGAUGAAAAUGGCUGCUUGGAGAUGCAUGAUUUAAUACAAGACAUGGGUAGAGAGAUUGUUAGAAAGGAGUCACCAUUAAACCCUGGAGACCGCAGCAGAAUAUGGUAUCAUAAAGAGGUUCUUCAAGUGCUUACAGAAAACUCAGGAAGUAGUAGAGUUGAAGGAAUAAUGCUUGAUCCCCCAAGUCACGAAGAAGUAAAUCGUUGGAUUGAUACGGCCUUCGAGAAGAUGAAGAACCUUAGAAUUCUGAUUGUUCGGAAUACAGAAUUUUCAACUGGACCAAGUUAUUUACCAAAUAGUUUGCGGUUAGUUGAUUGGAAAGGGUACCCAUCACAGUCUCUUCCACCAAAUUUUUAUCCCCACAGAAUUGUUGAUUUCAAGUUACCUCAUAGUUCUCUGAUGUUUAAAAAGCCAUUUCAGAUAUUUGAGGAUUUGACAUUCAUCAAUCUCUCCCAGUGUCAAUCCAUAACUCAUAUACCUGAUGUGUCUGGAGCAAUAAAUUUAAGAGUAUUGACACUUGAUAGAUGCCAUAAAGUGGUAGGGUUUGAUAAAUCCUUUGGAUUUAUGCCUAACCUUGUGUCUUUAAGUGCUUCCGAAUGCAACAUGCUCAAAAGUUUUGUGCCGGAAAUGUAUUUGCCAUCUCUCGAGGUGCUUUCAUUUAACUUUUGCAGAAGACUUGAAAGCUUCCCACAUGUAAUGCAAAAGAUGGAUAAGCCGUUAAGGAUUCGCUUGGUAAAUACUGCUAUUAAGGAGCUUCCGAAGUCAAUUCGCAACCUUGCUGGGCUUGAAAAUGUAGACAUGUCAAUUUGCACAAGACUCAAGGAUCUAUCAAGUAGCUUCUUAUUGUUGCCUAAACUUGUCACGUUAACACUUGAUGGAUGUUCCCAAGUUGGAGAAUCAUUUAAAAGGUUCAAAGAGAGACAUUCAGUAGCAAAUGGCUGCCCAAGUUUGACGACACUGAAUCUAAGCGAGGCUAAUCUGUCAGAUGAUCAUCUUUAUGCGAUUUUUGAAAAUUUUCCAAAACUGGAAGACUUGAAUGUAUCAUACAACGAUUUUGUAUCUCUCCCAAAAUGCAUCAAAGGAUCUUUGCACUUGAAAAAUCUUGAUGUGAGCUAUUGCCGGAAUCUUAGAGUAAUUCCAGAACUUCCAUUAAAUAUUCAGAAAGUAGAGGCAAGAUAUUGUGGAUCGUUAACUACAAAGGCAUCAAGCUUGCUAUGGUCUAAGGUUUUUGGAGAGAAGGAAAGGAUACAAGUUGUGAUGCCAAAAGCGGAGAUUCCAAAUCUGUUUGACUUUGUUAGCAAUGAAGAAAUUCCGCUUUUCUGGGCUCGUAGGAAAUUCCCUGUUAUUGCUUUAGCAUUCAUGUUCGGGGAAGUCAGAGAGAAUGAAGAGAUACAGACACAGACACAGACAGACAUCGUCUCAGAACUGUUACCUGGAAUUAUGUCAGAUAAGUCCCACGUUGUUGGUCUCCACUUGUUUAUAGACGGCCAAGAAAUAAGUCGUAAAGACUACCAUUAUUGCAGCGUUGGAGAACAUCAUGUGUUACUGUGUGAUCUAAGUGUUUUGUUCAAUGAUGAAGAGCGGCAGGGUCUUGAUGCAUGUGUUGGAGAUGAAUGGAAGGCUGUUCAGGUUCAAAUUGAAUCAUGGUUGAAUCUGAGUCGUUGGGGAGUUUAUGUGUACAAAGAGAAAACAAAUACAGAGGAUAUCCGAUUCAGCCUCCCCAAAUCAAACUCCUCAGGAGACAACUACAUGCCAAUACCACCAACAGGUUUGGUUCCAAAAAGAACUCCUGGGAUGUCUAAGCAGAGGAUAAGAUACGUGUCAGAAAAUCUUAGUCCAAGAGAAAUAUUUGGCGAGUAUUUGCCUCUUUUAGAUUUAGAAGAAACUCCCUCUUUUACAAAGGCAUUAGUGAGGUCGUGGAGGAACACUAGGGCUGAUAUAAAAGGGGAAGCUUCAGCUUCAUCCUCUGCCUCUGCCUCUGCCUAUGGUGCAAGUUUAAUGCAAGAACACGAACAAUCUGGCUGGGAUGUGGUACGGGUCGCAGAGUUGAUGAAGGAGAAUAUGCCAAAACAUAUAGCUGAUGUGUUCUCUUCUGCGGACAUGCAAAGUGCACACCGAAUUAUUGAAGAAUUUUUGAAGGCACGGGUAGAGUUUAUAAAGGAAAAAGGCCAUGACAGGUUGGACAUUGAUAUGCCUAUUAUCCUAGAGGCGUGUCAUCAUCAUUCUGAUGAAGCUCCAAGCCGUCGCUACUGGGGGAAAUUGCAGAUAAAACACGGAGUUCCAACGUUCAAAGCAGUGUUGAGAAAGACAAGCCAACUUGCUUGGAGAUUUUUGAACAAAGAUACCUCUCAGGAGAGGAUGAACAUUGUUCUAUUGAGAUGUCAGCCUACAUCUACUGGUGAAGCUUCAAGCUCUAGCCAUGGGGAAUCCUUGGAGGAAGGGUACUACGAUCCUGUUUUGGAAGAAUUGUUGAGCACAAUAGAGGAAGAUGCUAUGCGGUUGAACAAAUCUUACGGGAAUUUGAAGGCAUCUAUUGUUCUAACUCAUGACAUGGUUUCCGACAAAUAUCUGAUGGAAACUUUAUUCCUCAGGGGACAUGAAAAUGUUGCACAAGGAAAUUCAGGAUUGGGAAACUUUGAAUUGGGAUUGUUGGGAUUGGGAAUGCUGGGAUUGGGAAUGUCAGGAUUGGGAGGGUUGCAAUCUAAUUUCAAGAAGACACCUUACGGGAAGUUGAGGGUGGAGUAG